This is a messenger RNA of Nakaseomyces glabratus, 444 nucleotides long. It is a transcript of the gene CMD1, whose product is annotated as calmodulin. Gene Ontology annotation, cellular component: myosin II complex. Gene Ontology annotation, molecular function: calcium ion binding. NCBI's taxonomy places the organism in Eukaryota, Fungi, Ascomycota, Saccharomycetes, Saccharomycetales, Saccharomycetaceae. The record is from RefSeq and is a predicted model, not a curated record.
AUGUCUUCUAACUUAACUGAGGAACAAAUUGCUGAGUUUAAGGAAGCUUUUGCUUUGUUUGACAAGGAUAACAAUGGAUCCAUUUCUUCUAGUGAAUUGGCCACUGUUAUGAGAUCCUUAGGGCUUUCUCCAAGUGAAGCUGAAGUCACCGAUCUAAUGAACGAAAUCGAUGUUGAUGGUAACCACCAAAUUGAAUUUAGCGAGUUCUUGGCACUAAUGUCACGCCAACUAAAGUCUAAUGACUCUGAACAAGAACUAUUAGAAGCUUUCAAAGUCUUUGACAAGAAUGGUGACGGUCUAAUCUCUGCUGCUGAAUUGAAGCAUGUGUUGACCUCUAUUGGUGAAAAGCUUACUGACGCUGAAGUGGAUGAAAUGUUGCGUGAAGUCAGUGAUGGCUCUGGUGAAAUUAACAUCCAACAAUUUGCUGCACUAUUAUCUAAAUAA